Cynoglossus semilaevis (tongue sole) is the source of this 2268-nucleotide messenger RNA. RefSeq names its product sulfatase modifying factor 2 (gene sumf2). The record is from RefSeq and is a predicted model, not a curated record. The transcript has 9 exons. NCBI's taxonomy places the organism in Eukaryota, Metazoa, Chordata, Actinopteri, Pleuronectiformes, Cynoglossidae. Bases 111 to 1004 code for a protein of 297 amino acids. Gene Ontology annotation, cellular component: endoplasmic reticulum.
GUAACUGUGAAAUUUGUCCGACUACGAACUUGGAGAGUUUCUUCUGUUGAGUGUCGUGUGUCGUUGUUUUCAUUGUGUCGGGAAAAAACAGUUUAUUUGAUCCUAAAGAAAUGGCCUGCAAAGAAGCCUUAUGGAGUUUCUCGGUGUUUUUACUGGCGGUUUCAGCAGCAGAUGAGAUGGUAUCUGUACCUCGAGGUAGAGUGUUGAUGGGAACCAGUGCAGCUGAUGGGAGAGAUGGAGAGUCGCCCAGCAGAGAGGUUAAACUGGAACCUUUUCAGAUCGACAAGUAUCCUGUCACAAAUGCUGAAUUCAGGGAAUUUGUCAGGGCAGAGAAGUUCAAAAGUGAAGCUGAGUCUUUCGGUUGGAGCUUUGUGUUUCACGACUUUGUGUCUGAUGAGCUGAAAAGCAAAGUUACACAGAAGAUUGAGUCUGCUCCUUGGUGGUUGCCAAUAGAAAGGGCUUUUUGGAGGCAGCCUCAAGGACCUGGUUCAAGUAUUAAGGAACGCCCGGAUUUUCCAGUGGUUCAGGUGAGCUGGAACGAUGCUCAAGCUUUCUGCCAGUGGAAGGGCAAGAGGCUGCCCACUGAGGAGGAGUGGGAGUGCGCUGCUCGGGGGGGGCUGCAAGGUCGAACUUAUCCUUGGGGAAAUAAGUUUCAAGCCAACAGGGCAAACUUGUGGCAGGGACCAUUUCCUGAUGAAGAUGCUGAAGAUGAUGGAUACCAUGGUGUUUCUCCCGUCACAGCAUAUCCUCCUCAGAACAGCUAUGGACUCUACGACAUGAUGGGAAACACAUGGGAAUGGACCUCCACACGCUUUCCAGGAGAGAACCUCAUGUAUGUGCUGCGUGGUGCUUCCUGGAUUGACACUGUAGACGGCUCAGCCAAUCACAAGGCUCGAGUAACAACGAGGAUGGGCAACACGCCCGACUCAGCGUCUGAUAACCUGGGAUUUAGGUGUGCUGUCAGCAAAGGACAGAAACAAGAGAAGAAAAAAACUGAGCUGUAGCAGCAAACACGAGAUAAAAGGAUGGACAGUUAUUCUAAUUUAAAUAGGUUUUGGAAUGUAUGGAACUCUGUGUAAAAAAAAAAAAAAACAAGGGACCAAUGAAAACAUGACAAACUAACAGAUAAGAAGGGCAAGACAUUUUAUUUCUCCUGUGGAGAAAUAGAUCUUUCUUAUUUUAAGUCCAAGCAUAUAUUACUGUAUAUGCAAAUGCCUUGGGUUACUUAUGUGUGCUGCAAGUACUUUCUUUUUGUUUUUAUUCCUUUUUAUUUUAAUAUUAAAAACAGAUUAAGUUGUUAGGAUAAUACCUUUUCUUUUCUUAUUCUUUUCAAAGUCUACAGGCUCUGGAAAAGCUUGUAAAUAUAGCAUUAAAGUGUGAAGCUUAAAUGUUUGCAGGCCUGGCCACAAGGUGGAGGAUUGGUUAGUUAGUGCAAGAAGAUUACAGGUUCAAAUCCCUGGUGGUAGCUGGUGGUCUUUCUAACUGGAGUUCAUACACUAUGUUCUCACAAAAACUCACACAAUCACUUACUGUUUGAGUGUAAAAGUGAAUUGUCGUUUGUUUGUCCCGACGACCUUAAUAAGGAAAAAGUGGUUAAAAAUGAAGAUGAAUUUUUCAGUUUAAUGUUUACGUUGACAAUCAGGUUCGGUGUUUCACAUCCUGGAAUGGAUUAUUGCAUGGAUUGUUAUGUGACCAGAGAGUAAAUGUGGUCACAUGGUUCUAAGCUAAUCCUUCUAAUCCGGUUUUUGUCUUAGUGUUUAUAUUCUCAUCACAGUCCUGCUGCUCAGCGGUCGAACAGAGUAGCUGUAUAAUAAACAGUUUGGACAAUGUAUUUAUCAAGAGUUUGAACAGUUUUUCACCGUGAACUUUCAACAUUUCGUUGCUUGUUUCUUUACUGCAAAAAGUCCCUGUAUGUGAUGUGUGGCGGCCACUUGACAUGGUGCGUUCAUCUGCAGACACUCUGUACUGGUGUAUGGGAGGGUAUGGUUGCCCAUUUAAAGUCAACCAAUAGGUGGCAGUCUGACAAAAAAUGUAAUUUAAAUAAAGCAGAGCAAUUAUAAAACCCUAAAAUCAAAGUGAGGGUCGGUCAGAGUGGAGAGAUCCGUCUGUACUGAAAACAAACAAAAGAACAACACCAGCUGUUUCCCCGAAGCCUUUCUGAACACAUGACCUACAUUAAAACUGGAAGUCUCUGAAAUAGGACUGCCUUCACCGAGGAUGACCUUUGUGUGUUGAAAUGUUCUAAAUAAACAAAAAUGUGGAAAGACA